Molecule: messenger RNA, 1216 nt
Organism: Paramisgurnus dabryanus
Lineage: Eukaryota; Metazoa; Chordata; Actinopteri; Cypriniformes; Cobitidae
Source: RefSeq, a predicted model, not a curated record
GGCGGAGUUACGCGAAGAGGGCGGGGUUUGAGAAACUUCAGACACGCGCUGAGACUUUAGCAUCACUCGAAGAGAAAGAAGUGAAUUAAAGACACCAUGAAACUCUGUUACGUGAUUCUGCUGUCAGCGGUCGGUUUGGUUCUGUCGCAGCCUCAGAACUAUGAGGAUUAUACAUAUGGGUUGGGUAACAACAAUAAUUAUGAUUACUAUCCACCGGUGUCACAGCAAAGAAUACAAACACAAACCUCAGGGCCUGGACAAUUUGUGGUGGAGUUUCAGACCGAGCCGACUGAACCUGGACCUCUGGACUGUCGUGAAGAACAAUAUCCCUGCACUCGUCUUUAUUCUGUCCAUCAGCCGUGUAAACAAUGUCUCAACAGCAUCUGCUUCUACAGUCUUCGGAGGGUUUAUGUGAUUAAUAAAGAGAUUUGUGUCAGGACUGUUUGUGCCCACGAGGAGCUGCUCAGAGCGGAUCUGUGCCGGGAUCAGUUUUCUCGCUGUGGUGUAGUUGCACUCAGUGGUCAGUGUGGAUCGAUGGGUGGGAACUGUGCCAAGAGCUGUGGAUCCUGUUAAACACACAAAGACACACAUAUACACACACUAGCCCUGGUACUGCCUAUCAGAUGCUAACAAACAUACUUUACACAAACAUGCAGAUCUUGUUUACAACACUAAUGCUCACUACAGCAGCUAAGCACAUCACAUUAUGAUGAAUUACAUUCUCAGUAUUUGUUUACAUGUUUGUGUGAAGUAUAUUCAACCCGUAUCCGUUUCCUCCCACCCCUCUCUCUUUCUCUUAUAUUUUUUCAGUAGCAUCUGAUAUUUUUGGGCUCAUAUAAACAGAUCAUAUUUACUGUAAUGAUCAUUUUCAGUAUUUUGGCCUUUGUGUUGUCACUGGUGCUAUUGCCUUUUGUACACUGGCGCAGGACCAAACAUUACUGUCAUCAUUUAGUGCUGUUGUUGUCAUUUAUUGUUUGUUUGUCUCGGGUGAAUUAAACACUGAACCCUCACACGUGACCUGUAGCAUCACCUGAAGAACACCAGAAAGAGAACGCUACCGAACGCAGACAGAUCUGCGCAGACGACUCCUGCAGACCUGCGCAGACGACGCAUUCUGGGUUCAACUGUCAUAUUUUAAAUAUCAUGUAUUAUUGUAAUAUUCACAAACUUUUUAAUUAUUUUUGCAAGUUUAAAAUAAAACAUUUUGUAUUUUAAA